UAGGUUUUUUGGACGUCUCCGUAUUGUGAGCAGUAAGCUUGAAGUUCAUUGAAGGAUUCUUCAGAAUUGACUUGGACUAGAACACUUCGUCUAGCUUCAUCACUGCGGAUUGUGCUCAACUUAUCAAAAGAUAUAUCUAUUACCAUGGGGGACGAUAUACUGAAAGACAGUCGUUUUGCACAUUUAUUGAACGAUCCAAGAUACAAACAUGUCCCCAAAUCCGAAAGAAAAGUUAAAAUUGACAAAAGAUUCCAGUCUAUGUUCAAAGAUAAAAAAUUCAAAGCCUACACUAUUGAUAAAAGGGGCAGACCAAUUAGUAAAACUUCUAGUGAAGAUUUGAAGAAAUACUAUGAUUUGACAUCGUCUUCUGAAGAUGAGGACGAUGAAGAAGAAACAUCUGACCCAGAAGAGAAUCAACAGACCGGUAGUUUUGUUCGAGCUCCCAAAUCCGAUGAUGAUGAUAGUGAUGAGGAAGAAAGUGCUGAUGAUGAUACAACAGAUGCAAACAAUGUAAAUGAUGAAUUGGAAAGAGGAGAUAUAGGCAAAAAAAUUAAAAAGCGUUUAAAAGAUCUCACUGUAGAUUAUGCAAGAGGAGAAGCUGACAUUGCAUCAGAAAGUUCUUCCGAUGAAGAAUCAUCAAGCGAAGAUGAAGAGGAAUUAAUUUUAGAACAUUGCUGGGGCGAAUUGGACAGAGAUGCUGAACGAACCGAAGAAUCAACUUGUCGUUUAGCAGCAUGUAAUAUGGACUGGGAUCGAAUGAGGGCUGUUGAUAUAAUGGUACUUUGUAACUCAUUUUUACCAAAGGGUGGACUUAUUCACAGCGUCACAAUUUAUCCUUCAGAAUUUGGUAAACAACGAAUGGCAGAGGAGGAUGUAAAAGGCCCAGUAGAACUUACAUCCACUCCUGCUGAAUAUAAUUCUGAAGAAGAGAACGAUGAUAACGAAGAAGGAUCCAAGUUUCACAUGGAAAAAUUGAGGCAAUAUCAGUUGAAUCGUUUGAAGUAUUAUUAUGCUGUAAUAGUUUUUGAUAGCAAGGACACUGCUGAGAAACUUUAUAACGAAUGUGAUGGACUUGAGUACGAGAGCAGUGCCACCAAAUUGGAUUUGAGGUUUAUACCUGAUGAUGUUACAUUUGACGAGAAACCGCACGAUGUAUGUACGGAACUCCCAGACUUAACAAAAUAUCAACCCAGACAAUUUACAACGACUGCCUUGCAACAAGCCAAAGUCGAACUGACUUGGGAUGAAACUUGCCCUCAAAGAAAGGAACUUACAAAAAAAUUAAUGUCUGGUAAAGUCGACGAUGUGGCUGAUGCAGAUUUAAAAGACUACUUGGCAUCUAGCAGCGAGGAAGAUGAUAAUGAUGAUGAUAAAAAUAAUGGCAAUGGUGAAGAUGAUGAUUUAUCAGAUGAUUCGAAUGCAAAUGGUAAGUCGUCUUUGGAUAAGUAUAAAGCUUUGUUGCAAGAUAUUCAGAAAAAGGAAGAAGCUAAGAAAAAUAAGGAUGUCGAGAUGGAGAUUUCUUGGGGUCUUGGUCUAAAAGAUAAGUCUGAGAAGUUGGUUAAAGACAAGUUGAGUAAAAAGGAAGACAUGACGCCUUUCGAGAAAAUGGUUGAUAAAAUUAAGGAGAAGAAAAAGGCUAAACGUGAAGAACGUAAAAAGAAACUGGAACAAGAAGAAAAUACUGAUACCGAUAGUUCUGAUGAUAUCCCUGAUGGUAUUGAUAUGAACGAUCCAUAUUUCCAGGAAGAGUUCCAAAAUUCAGACUUCCAAAAGAAUAAGUCUAAGUCUAAGUCUAAGUCAAAGAAACCAGCUGAUGACUCUGAUGAUGACGAUAAGCAGAAAAAGGAGCUUGAGCUUCUCCUAAUGGACGAAGACGACCAAGAAAAAUCCCACUUCAGCCUCAAAAAAAUCCAAGACGCCGAAAACGACACAAAAUCCAAAUCAAAACGUCGCAAAAAACUACUAAAACGCAAAGCAGAUGAAUCCAUUAACAUCCCAGAUUUUGAAGUCGAUGUCAACGAUGAAAGAUUUUCUGCCCUAUACACCUCCCAUCUUUUUAAUAUCGAUCCUACGGAUUCUCAUUACAGGAAAACUAAAGGCAUGGAAAGUUUGAUCAAUGCAAAAUUGUCCAAACGAUCUUUGAAUGAUAACCAGGAACCACCAGCAAGUAAUGGUACACCGAGUAAGAAAUCUAAAACUAAUGUUGCUAUGAAUAUGAUGGUUAAGAAUAUUAAAAGGAAUACCCAAAAGAUUGCGAAUAAAUGAUUUGUUCAAAUUGAA
Ctenocephalides felis (cat flea) is the source of this 2280-nucleotide messenger RNA. RefSeq names its product ESF1 homolog. Lineage: Eukaryota; Metazoa; Arthropoda; Insecta; Siphonaptera; Pulicidae. Gene Ontology annotation, molecular function: RNA binding. Gene Ontology annotation, cellular component: nucleus. The record is from RefSeq and is a predicted model, not a curated record. Gene Ontology annotation, biological process: rRNA processing.